UCGCAUCAUUCAAUGCUCGUCUGCCACGAGGAAAGAGGGAAUGGAUGAAAAAAAGUAAACGACAGAGAUUGAAAUAGGCACGAUGGCCACAGAAGGAAUGGUGGACAUUUCAAAAGAAGAGGAGAAGAAACUGAGGGAAUUAUUUGACAAUCUGGAUGUAAACAAGGACGGGAGAAUCGACAUCAAUGACCUGACUCAGGCUCUGUCCACCUUGCAAGUUCCACAAACACCGGGUCAUGCAAAGAAAUUCUUUGACAAGCAUGAUAAAGAUAAAGAUGGGCAGAUCGACUUUUCAGAAUUUGUGAAGUAUGUCACAGAUCAUGAGCGCCAACUACGCCUGUAUUUCAAGAAAAUUGACACAAAUGAUGAUGGCUCAAUUGAUAGGGAAGAAAUCAUUGAGUCUUUCAAAAGACUUGGUGUUGCCAUUGAGCCCAGUGAAGCUGAUAAAUUAUUGUCCAAAAUGGACAAAGAUGGUACACUUAAAAUAGAAUGGUCAGAAUGGAGAGAUUUUCUGCUUCUCUCUCCUUCUCAGAAUAUAAACGAAAUUCUUCAACACUGGCGUCAUGCCUCUAUGAUAGAUGUUGGUGAAAACAUCAUUGUACCAGAUGAUUUCACGGAGAAAGAAAUGAAGACAGGGAUCUGGAGAAUAAAUCUACUGGCGGGAGGCAUGGCGGGGGCCGUGUCAAGGACGUGUACAGCCCCUCUAGAUAGGAUCAAGGUCAUGUUACAGGUGCAUGGAACAAGUAAAAACAAAUUUGGUGUUAUUAAUGGUUUCAAACACAUGCUGGAGGAGGGUGGUGUUAAAUCUAUGUGGCGAGGAAAUGGUGUGAAUGUUAUCAAGAUAGCACCAGAAACUGCUAUCAAAUUUAUGGCAUAUGAACAGUUUAAGAAAAUGAUUCAUGGAGACUCCAAAGAGGAACUGCUAGUUGCAGAGAGAUUAUUGGCUGGUUCAUUAGCAGGAGCAACAGCUCAAACCAUUAUCUACCCAAUGGAGGUUCUUAAAACUCGACUUGCUAUCAGGAAGACUGGCCAGUAUAAAGGAAUUCUGGACUGUGCAAUGAAAAUCUAUUCAAAAGAAGGUGCUGCUGUGUUUUACAGAGGAUAUGUACCAAAUUUACUAGGAAUUAUUCCAUAUGCUGGAAUUGAUCUAGCUGUCUAUGAGACUAUGAAGAAAUUGUAUAUGAAAACCUAUGAGAACACAAACCCUGGGAUAUUUGUGCUGCUUGGAUGUGGAACCAUUAGCUGUACUGCUGGUCAGUUGGCCAGCUAUCCUCUAGCUCUCGUACGAACUAAACUACAAGCUCAAGGUGCAAAAGCUGACUCAAUGGUGGGACUUUUCAAGAAGAUUGUGAAACAAGAUGGCUUUACAGGACUCUAUAGAGGCAUUGUACCAAACUUUAUGAAAGUUAUUCCAGCUGUUGGAAUUAGUUAUGUGGUGUAUGAAAAAUCUCGACACUGGCUUUUAAAUACAAGUUAGGAAUAGGCAUUAAAAUAUUUGUUAUUAUUCUUAAUAAUACAUGUUACAUCAUAUGUUCUCUGUACACUUUUAAUGUUGUGAUAUAUUAUCCAUUGGAAUGUUGUCUUCACUUUCUUGUACAUCAAAUACACAUAUAUGUAUUAAGAUUGUAAAUGUUAAUAUUUUUUCACAAGAGUAGUAUAGAUAUUUUUCCCCCAAUUAUUCCAUAGUUGUUGAUUUGCCUGGAGUAUAUCUUAAAAUAUAAAGUUAAAUGUACACGUGUUUUGCAAUAUGUCUAAUAUUAAUCUUCAGUGCAAUCUUUUAAUUAAGUACACCUGAAUGUUACCUGCUUUUUAGUAGCCUUGCCAAAUGCAGAACCAACUAAUGUCUUUUAAAAAAGAAGCAUCAUGAAAGAAUAUUGGAAAAGGAGAAUUUAUUUGUGAAACUUGUGGUACACAGGGUUUUCAUCAUAAUCAGAGUAGAGAAGUUGACAUUCUUGUGUGUUAUAAUGGGUUUGUGCUUACUAAAUGUGGAGUACCACAAAAAUUCUCAGUACAUGUGUACUCAUCUUACAUUAGGUCACCUCAAGACUUCUUUCACAAUUCACAUUCAUUGUACAUUACAAUUUUUGUGUUAGGAUAUUUACAUGAUCUUGUGAAAAAAAAAUGAAUUCUUUAACUGUGUGCAUGUUGAACUGAUUUCUUGCAAUGCUGAUAUUUAAUGGAAACUUUUUAAUGGAGUCCUGUCAAGAUUUCAGGGAAAACUGUAUGAAAAAACUGAACAGGAUAAAGUAUACUGUUGAAUAGAAGUUCCCAGCAAGUUUGGUAAACAAUGCAUUUUAAUCUAGUAAGGAAAAAGAGAAUACUUGGAGAAGAUGUAUGGUAUUACUAGCAAAGAAAUUUCUAUUACACCAGUCAGAUUAAAAUUUUUAUGAGCGUAGCUUUCUAACUUCUGCUGUUUGCCAUUUUCCUUUUAUUGUCUCUUGAACAUAGGAUUUAUUGCAUAAUCAUGAAUAUAUUAUAAUUAAAGUAAUGAGAAGAAUAUUUUCAUGUUAUAACACGUGUAUAUAACUUGAUGAACUGUGAUAUCAGUAAUCCAUUUACCUAAAGUUAUGUAAUAUGCAUAGUAGUUUAUUUUGUACAUGGUUACCAUAAAUUAGCUUCGUAAGUGUUUUUAGUGGUUAAAUAUUCUUACUCCAAAAAAUCCAUGACUUGCAAAUGUUUAUCAUUCCAAGAAAGACUAUUCUGAUGUUAAAACUUUGUAUGGAAUAAUAUGGACAUUUUUCGUUUUUUAAAUGAUGUAAUUCUAGAUAAGAGUAAUGAAUUGAUUUGGGGUGUUUUGUGUUUUCCACUUAGUUCAUGUUAGAACACAGGAUCAUUUGAAAAUUUUUUCUUAUUUUUAUACUUCUUAUGCUUGACAGACUUAGUAGAUAUUUCAAAUUCACAUGCAGAAAUCACCACUGCUGCAAGGAUUGAACUGAUCUGUGACCAAACUCCAUGGGCAUGCAUUUUUCAUUGCUGAUAAUAGCUGUACUGGUCAGAGA
Molecule: messenger RNA, 2999 nt
Organism: Saccostrea cuccullata (small rock oyster)
Lineage: Eukaryota; Metazoa; Mollusca; Bivalvia; Ostreida; Ostreidae
Product: calcium-binding mitochondrial carrier protein SCaMC-2-like
Exons: 10
Coding region: 83-1477 (464 amino acids)
Biological process (GO): ADP transport; ATP transport; transmembrane transport
Cellular component (GO): mitochondrial inner membrane
Molecular function (GO): ATP transmembrane transporter activity; calcium ion binding
Source: RefSeq, a predicted model, not a curated record